Messenger RNA from Anopheles funestus (African malaria mosquito), 4186 nucleotides. It is a transcript of the gene Gyg, whose product is annotated as nucleolar protein dao-5. The record is from RefSeq and is a predicted model, not a curated record. The coding region runs from base 326 to 3478 and encodes 1050 amino acids. The transcript is spliced from 9 exons. Gene Ontology annotation, cellular component: cytoplasm. Lineage: Eukaryota; Metazoa; Arthropoda; Insecta; Diptera; Culicidae. Gene Ontology annotation, molecular function: glycosyltransferase activity.
GAUGCCCUGUAGUCCGGGUAUUCCUUGAGUUGACUGUAUUUAUAGAACUAUAUGAAACAACUGCUCAUAAAAUACCGGCAGAGUUUCGUGAAUCGUAUCAUCAUCACCAUCAUUUCGAACUGUACGCGGCACCACGGAGUUUCGUGCGUGAUGCUUGAGUGUUUUUAGCUGUUGUUUUCGUCCUUCGUCGUUCGGUAUCGAUAGUCCAUCGAUAUCGUCUCUACCUGCAUCUUCUUUGGCACCAUCAGUGCAGCAUCAUUUCUGUGCCGACACAUCAAAUUCUACGCACGUUUCAUAAGAACAUAACUGCAAACUAAACAACAAAAUGAGCAAGUACGCCUGGGUAACUUUAGCAACCAACGACUCCUACUCUCUGGGAGCUCUUGUUGUUGCUCAUUCACUGAAACGUGUCCAUACUGUGCAUCAAAUGGCCGUACUUAUUACGCCCGGCGUAUCAGAAGCAAUGAAAACAAAAUUGCGUGCCGUUUUCAACGUAGUAGAGGAAGUCAAUCUACUCGAUUCGAAAGAUGCAGCGAAUCUGGCGCUUCUGAAGCGUCCAGAACUGGGCGUUACAUUCACGAAGUUGCACUGUUGGCGACUUACGCAGUUCGAAAAAUGCGUUUUUCUCGAUGCCGACACGCUUGUCCUGCGCAAUUCGGACGAACUGUUCGAACGGGAGGAACUGUCGGCUGCACCGGAUAUUGGCUGGCCGGAUUGUUUCAAUUCGGGCGUCUAUGUAUUUCGACCAAAUUUGGAGACUUUCUCCAGUUUGCUGCAAUUUGCGGUGACUCACGGAAGCUUCGAUGGUGGGGACCAAGGUUUGCUGAAUGCCUACUUCUCCGAAUGGGCCCACAAGGAUAUUCAAAAGCACUUACCCUUCAUUUACAACACCUCCUCGGUAGCGACGUAUUCUUACUUGCCUGCAUUUAAACAAUUUGGACAAAAUACCAAAAUUCUUCAUUUCAUCGGCGCUGUCAAACCAUGGCUGCAGAACUUUAACUCUGAAACACGUAAGGUGUAUGUGCCCUCAGAGUAUCAGCAUCUGGCAAACUUUCUUCAGUACUGGUGGGACAUCUUUGCCGAAGAUGUCCAUUCAAGGCUGAGUCCAGACAUGCAACGUGCUUUAACUCACUGGAUAAAACCUUCGCACAAGGUUAGUGUUAAUCAAUCUCGUUCUGCGCCACUGAGUACCGUCUAUUUUACUCAUGAAACCGAUAACGAGAGUCAAACAUUAUUUUGGCAAUAUCAAGAUAAUUACCAACACCACCACCAGCAACAGCAAAGAGAAGGGUUUAUCGUUUCGUACGAUCCAGAGAAGGGUUAUCAAGACCCGUGGGAGGAUUACCUGCAGAGACAGGAGCGUGAAAAAGUUUUGCGCAAACAGGAAGAGGAACGAUUGUACUUCCAAUAUUUGAAUGAACUACGCGCACAAGAACAUAGAAGCCGCACACAGUAUGAAUCAUCACUCGUAAACCAUGAACAGUCACCGCCAUAUCAUGUGUCGCAUCAUGAUGCACAUUAUGCUCAACAACAGCAUCAGGAUCUGCACAGAGGUGCUGAUGGUGGUUACGCCGAGCGUGACCACCAAAAUCAUCAUGAUAAACAUGCUUUACAGCGCACAGAACAGUGGGUCGAUAGAAUGGUACAACAGCAUCAAGAAAACGUAGGUCACUGGGAAAAACAUUCUGGGGAAAUGUUCGCUGUUCGGCAACAAGAUGCAACCGUUGACCAUAAUGCUGGUGAUCAAAUGGGCAACAAGGCAAUUCUGCAAGAUUCUAACAAUAACAUCACCGCUGGUGAUAGCAAUAGUAACAUCACUGUCCACAAUAAAAGUAGUGAUUUUGAAGAGCACAAAACGUAUCCUCCGAGCUUCUCCCAGCAAGAACCAACCGACCAACGGAAACCAACCGAAAGCGAGGAACAUAACGCUGGUGGUAAUGUUGGGGAUGUGAGUGGUCUUGCGGGAGCAUUGGCUCAGUUGCAUCUUGGUGAGGCGAAAUCAAAAGAACAAGAAGCCUACGAAGAGCAUAUGAGACGCCAAUGUUGGGAAACAGGUAACAUCGAUUAUAUGGGACGCGAUUCGUUUGAAAACAUUUGGAAACGCAUUCAACAAACGCUCAGCGCCGGAGCUGGAACAAGUGCCGAAGAAAAAGUGUUGGAGUCUUCCGUUGCUGAACCUGUGUCUCCGGCUGCGACGCAACGCACCAGCCGUCGUCCAUCGAGAUCACGUUCCGCUACACCGAAAAGGGAUCCGAAAGAUCGGUCCCCGACACCGCAACCGGAAGAUAAGAAGCCUGUCGAUAAAAAGGAAGUACAAGUCGUUCCACCGCCGGUUAUUGCGGAGGAAGACGAUGUUGCUAUCAGUUUAUCAUCGAUCGAAAGUGCCCUUGCGAUGCGAACCCAAGCAAAGCUGCCGCCACCAAUUCAGUACGAUCCGACUACCAAUACGACAACAUUGACCAAAAAAGUCUUUGCAGGUUAUCGACAGAUUAUAACGACGAAGAGUCCAGAAGGGAAAACCCGUACGCAUGAGAAGCUCGUUUACGAUCCGUCCAUCGAAGACGAUCAAAAACCGGACAGUGCAGAUGAUCGCCCAUCUACGGCACAAGCUACUUCUCAAGUGGAUGUGAAACAGAACGUUGGAGCAGAAACUGCAACGCCUCAGAUCGUGAGAGAAGAGGCGAAAGAACUGUCCCAGAAGCAAAGUGCGACACCAACGGUUGGUGGUGGCACAAGCGAAACUGCACCAUCAAAAACAGAACGGCCGACGCAAAGUUCCGCUCCGGCAGCCAGUAGUAGCGCCAGUGCUGCUCAGCCAACGAUUCCUAAGUCCAGUCCAAAACCUGUAGCUACACCUACGGUACAAGCGUCCCAACAACAGGUGGUCCAGGAAUCGAUUGCAGGUAAAACGAAUGCAUUGUUGGACGCAAAGCAACCGGUCAAAGCAUUGCGCAAAAAACGACACAUUUCUCCACAGUCGCGACCACUACAACAGACUACUACCAAUGCCGGGUCGACCGAUCAAGCGCCAGGAAAACCAUCACCAUCCUCAUCAUCAUCCUUAACGUCUGCUUCGCGCCAUGACUUGCCGUCUAACCAAAAGGCUUCCAUCGCUACUGCCAUUUCGUCAGCCGUCGUAUCGCCAUCACCGUCCGUAUCGUCCAGCCUGGCGAAGACGAGUUACAGUCCGAUCACUCCGAACACGUUCACUUCCUUAGAUGAUGAAAAAGUAGUACCUAUUCACACACCACAAUCACCAGACAAGACUCUGCCAACUGUACAACCAUCGCUAAAACUGAACACACAGUCUGCUCAAACGAAACCGAGUCAGCCUGUUGAGGGUGUUAAAGUUGGUUCACCACCAGUGCCACCACGCCGCAAGCGUGAAUCAAGAGCUACAAAGUUAGAGAAGACAAAAAAAUCAAAACUUGUUCAAUUGUUCCUAUCUUGUAUUUCUUGCUCGAAGAAACAACGAUGAUAGUGUUUCACUUCAAACUCACUUAUAACGUAACGUUUACGACACGCUUUCAUUACUGGAACUGUUAAUCAAAUAUCGAAAUAUAUAUGGAUGACAAUUUGAAAAAAAAAACCGAACAAAACCCCCCUUUUUCGUAGAGUACUUAUUGGUGCGUUUUGCGAUUUUCCUGGCCAUCGUAAUGCUUUUCUUGCAGUUAAAGAGAAGAUCGGUUAGGUUUCAUUUCGUUCCCUCAUGUCUUCUACAUACUUCUACACUUACAUUUCUUUACCAUUAUAUAUAUCACUGUAUAAUCCUUACUACGAUAACACUCCUUUUUCCUUUCCAAUUUUUAUUCCUACCAGCACGACUCAUUCGUACGUUCUGCACUAUUUUGUGAGAAUCGAAAAGCUUGAUGUAACAAAAAAAGACAAAAAAAAAGUUUCUCCACUACCUGCAUCUGCCGUCUGUUUUAUUAUGCUUUAAAGUUGCUAGAGAGGAUAAUUUAAAACCCAUCUUGUGGUUUAGCGGGACGAAUGAAUCAUUCGUUUUCUUUCCGGCACAAACAAUUCUGGCAAAUUCAAUGUCUUACCCACACAGUUCUGAGUGAAAUGGUUUCGUUUUCGAUGCAUUUUGUUGCCACAAAGCUACAUGCAACAAUUGAUAUGACUUUCUAUUCGCAACUAGCUCUCUUUAUUUGAAAAAUAAAUAUAAACUGUUGUAUUACAUGAA